AUGAUCCCCUCAUCGCCCAAUAUCCUCUCAUCAUUCGAUCCUGCCCUUCACCUCCACUCCGAAGAUCUCGACAACGCGCCUAAUCUACCCUCCGAAUCAUUCUCUGACGAUCUCGACGCAAUCCACUUCCAGCGUCGCGAGCAAACCCGCAAUAAAGUUGUAAUUCAGCACCGGGCUUGGAACUUGUCGGAUGUUUUUCGAAGUGACGACGAUAUAAGACCUGAUACUCCGACGAAAGCGUUCGAGAGAACUCCGCGGAAGAUCAAUAAGACGCCUACUCGCACGAUUUCAUACCUGGCGUCCUCGCCGCCCUUGACGAAUAUGCCGUUCAUAUCGUCACCUGCACCCGCGGCCUUGGCCAAAUCGGACGGAAAUGCACAGAAAAGAAAAGCGGCCGAAGCUGAAGAGACAUCGACGCCGACAGAGCCCAAGCGGCAAAAGUUUGUCGGUGGAUUCGUUGAUGAAGAUGAUGACGGCGAGGACGGCCUUGCUGCUCUUGGAGACCAAGAUUUCGAGCUGCAGGAAUACCCCGAGCCACAUCCGUCUGAACUUACUGCGAUCCUGGAGCAGUCGCAGCUCCCUGUCCUUUCUCAACACGAUAAUACCACGCCCACAACUUCAAACUCUCAACCAGAAUUGAUCUCUCAACCCGCAUCUGGUGCAACUAAAAGGUUGUUCCAAAUUAAGACAUGUACCGGCAAGACGCACCAUAUUCCUCUACGAAUGGCCCAAGCUCCAGUUUCUUAUGAGCGCAUGAUUGCUAGUCGGUCCGAGACCGAUCCGGGCCGGGCAAGGAAAAGCUACUACGGAAUCGAGAUUCACACUUUGCUGGAUGAUGCGGCCAAGGAGACAUAUCUUAAGGCUUCUGAGCCGGCGCCGCCACCUCCGGUACAGGUUUCAAUAGAGAAGAAUGAUGGUGAUAUUAAGCAGAAGAAGAUGGAUUCUAUGAUGUGGACAGAAAAGUACCGUGCUCGCAAGUUCACUGACUUGAUUGGAGACGAACGCACACAUCGCCAGGUCCUCCGCUGGUUGAAGGGCUGGGAUUCAAUUGUCUAUCCUGGCUUGUCCCGGUCCCAGAAGAAAAAGUCCGGACAGGAUAAUGAGGAAGAGCGUGUGCAUCGGAAGGUACUCCUGCUCAGUGGUCCCCCUGGAUUGGGGAAGACCACCCUGGCCCAUGUCUGUGCUAAACAAGCUGGCUAUGAAGUUCUCGAGAUCAAUGCGAGUGAUGAAAGAAGCAAGGAUGUGGUCAAGGGCCGCAUUCGAGAUGCUCUGGCAACGGAGAAUGUCAAGGGUGCCAACGUCGAGGUCGGCGAGAACAAGGUCCGCCGGGCGGCAAAGCCUGUCUGUGUGGUUGUCGACGAAGUUGAUGGCGUCGUAGGAGGUGCUGGAAGCGGCGUGAUGCUCGACCAACGAAACUCGAAGCAGGCAGAGAAUGGUGGGAACAAUGGCAAAAAACGCAAGGGCGAUACUUUCCGAUUCCUUCGACCCUUGAUUUUGAUUUGCAAUGAUCUUUACGCCUCCAGUCUUCGUCCUCUAAGGACUUCAUCCAUUGCGGAGAUAAUCAAUUGCCGACAAGCUCCAUUGGAAAACGUUGUCAAUCGUGUGAAGCACAUCUUCACCCGGGAGGGGAUCGCCGCGGAUGGUGAUGGAGCUCGAAGACUGUGCGAAGCUGCUUGGGGAAUGGGAAGCAAGAAGCAACGCGGUCCUAAGAGCUCUGGGUCUGCCGAGGGCGAUAUCAGAAGUGUCCUUGUUGCUGCAGAGUGGGUCGCACAUAAGCUCCGGAGUGAGGGCUUAUCUACGCGACUCAGCCGGAACUGGCUGGAGUCUCGAGUCCUCAACGCUUCGACAGAAGGCGGCUCUUUCUUCAAGGAAAUGAGUCGUGGAGGUGUGCGUGAGAUCGUGAACCGCGUCUUUACCGAAGGCGCGGGCUUUUCUGAUUCUCCCGUGGGCAUGACCUCUUUCCAGGACAAGUACGACGGGUCCAAUUCCAAGGUACCAGUCGGGGUGGCUGACCUGCGAAAGCGGCAUGCUAUCAACCGUCUCCGGGAGAUGGUGGAUGCCAGUGGCGACCAUGACCGAUGCGUCACCGACUGUUUUGCCGCGUAUCCCAUUCAACAGUACCAGGAUGAUACCUUCCUCUCGAAACCCUGUGACGCAUACGACUGGCUUCACUUUCAUGAUUCCAUUUCCAACAAAGUCCAUGCAUCUCAGGAAUGGGAAUUGGCACCGUACCUAAGCCAGUCCGUUAUGAAGACGGAGAAACCGAAGAAGAACACCCAUUCUCUGGCCCUGAAAGCAGAAUUCGCUGCAUUCGAAGCACAGAAAGAAAAUCGAGCAAUUCUUACCGGAUUUCACUCAUCUCUAUCCGCCCCAAUGUCCCGCAUGUUCCGCUCCACAGAGAGCGUCGUCACAGAUCUCCUCCCGCACCUACUUCGCAUGCUAUCACCAGAUGUCAAACCCGUCAUCGUGCGCACCGGUGGCGAUAAUCGAAGCACAGCAAGCGUGCGCAAAGAAUCCGAGCGUGUACUGGUUCAAUCGGCCGUACGCGUCAUGGCCGGCAUGGGCGUCACAUUUGAGAAAGUCCGCGUCGAGCACGAGGGUGGAGGCCACGGCGGAUGGGCCUACAGAAUGGAGCCACCAAUCGACUCGCUUGUCGCAUUCUCAAAGCUGAAUACAUCCGGCUCCUCAAGUGCUAAUGUUCCCGUUCGGUAUGCGGUUCGCUCAGUCUUGGACCAGGAGUUCCGGAAAGAGAGCACUCGCAAACAAUUCGAUUCCCGGAACGCCGUUACGGCCAAGUCGAUCCUAGGUAAAUCGCCUAAGUUGGACGCGGCUAAGGUCAUCAAACACGGCCUUCUCAAGCGGGACUUCUUCGGACGGAUCAUUGAAGAACCUGUUCGCGAGACCGGGGAGCAUGAUGGGCCUAACCCGUCGGAUGAGAUGUCUAAGGCUGGGAGGAAGGUGUGGGUCACCUACCAUGAAGGAUUCUCAAAUGCGGUUCGCAAACCUAUUUCGAUGGGAGAGUUGUUGACAGGGUUGUGA
Molecule: messenger RNA, 3039 nt
Organism: Penicillium maclennaniae
Lineage: Eukaryota; Fungi; Ascomycota; Eurotiomycetes; Eurotiales; Aspergillaceae
Product: putative sister chromatid cohesion factor (Chl12)
Exons: 5
Coding region: 1-3039 (1012 amino acids)
Cellular component (GO): nucleus
Molecular function (GO): ATP hydrolysis activity; ATP binding; DNA binding
Source: RefSeq, a predicted model, not a curated record